Molecule: messenger RNA, 1511 nt
Organism: Sitodiplosis mosellana (orange wheat blossom midge)
Lineage: Eukaryota; Metazoa; Arthropoda; Insecta; Diptera; Cecidomyiidae
Gene: Alg1
Product: chitobiosyldiphosphodolichol beta-mannosyltransferase
Exons: 4
Coding region: 1-1398 (465 amino acids)
Cellular component (GO): endoplasmic reticulum
Molecular function (GO): mannosyltransferase activity
Source: RefSeq, a predicted model, not a curated record
AUGUCAUCAUCAUCAAAGGUAAAAAACAGCCGCAUUCCGAAUGGUAAACGAAAUAUUUGUGUCAUUGUGUUGGGCGAUAUUGGACGAUCACCUCGGAUGCAAUACCAUGUGAAAAGUUUGUUACAGCAUGAUUUUAAUGUUGAUCUCAUUGGAUAUGGUGACACUGAACCAAUCGCCGAAAUUCGUCAAAAUGCGAAAUGUAACAUUCAGCAACUGGUCGCAUUUCCCGAACUCAAUUUGCCAAAAAUGUUGAAAUAUAUUUUCAAAUCGAUAUGGCAAACGUUGAGUUUAUUUAUUGCACUAUUUAAUAUUCGCCGACCCGAUACAAUUCUAUGUCAAAAUCCGCCUGGAAUACCAACACUUUUCGUGUGCUACAUGUAUUGUUUGCUGUUCAAACAUUGCAAGUUCAUUAUUGAUUGGCAUAACUAUACAUAUACAAUCCUCAGUCUGGCCAGCGACACAUUUCCAACAAUUAAUGAAAAUCCUGAGGCUUUGUCAACAAUCAAUAGAAAUCCACAAAGACGCAUGGUAAAAUUGGCAAAGUGGUUUGAACAAUAUUUCGGGCGAAAAAGUUCCGGCAAUUUCUGUGUCACCAAAAUGAUGCAAAAAGAUCUUCGAGAAAACUGGGACAUACAAGCAACAGUUCUCUAUGAUCGUCCAGCAUCACAAUUUCAAUCUAUUGGUCUCGAGCAAAAACACGAUUUAUUCUACAGGCUUGCUAAUGACUAUCACGAAUUUUUACCGGUCCGCAUAAAUUCAGAUGAAUUCCAAGCUACUCGGUUCACUUACAAAGAUUCAAAUGGUACAGUGCAAUUACGCAUCGAUCGGCCUGCAAUUCUAGUUUCGAGUACCAGUUGGACUCCAGACGAAGAUUUUUCAAUUCUAUUGAAAGCUUUAGAUCGUUACGAGAACGUUGCAAAAGAGGAACGCUCACAUUAUCCGCACCUUUUCUGCAUAAUUACUGGUAAAGGUCCGCAAAAAUCGUAUUACAUGAACCAUAUUGCAAAGAGAAACUACAAAAAUGUAACAAUUGUCACACCCUGGUUGACCAUUGAAGAUUAUCCCUUGUGUUUGGCAUCAGCCGAUUUAGGCGUGUGUUUACACUACAGCUCCAGUGGAUUUGAUCUUCCGAUGAAAGUGGUGGACAUGUUUGGCUGCGCACUUCCCGUCUGUGCUGUUAAAUAUAAAUGUAUCGGCGAACUUGUAGAACAUGGAAAAAAUGGCUUUGUGUUCGAGACUUAUUUGGAACUAUCACAACAUUUGUUGACAUGGUUUUACGACUAUCCAUACAACAGCGUGAAGGAAAAGGAGGAAUUCAACGAGCGGCUUUUCAAUUUUCAAAGUGUGCGUUGGGAUGACUAUUGGAACACACAUGCUUUGCCAGUUUUUGUUGAGUAAACUCGUGACGGUGACAAUAUCAUUUCGUAAUGAUCAAAUGAAAAUUCUGUAAAUCUGUCAUAGUUUUAAUGAAUGAAUAAAAUUUGAUUAAAAAAAUUUUAAAAUAAAAUAAA